Molecule: messenger RNA, 3168 nt
Organism: Linepithema humile (Argentine ant)
Lineage: Eukaryota; Metazoa; Arthropoda; Insecta; Hymenoptera; Formicidae
Gene: Wsck
Product: tyrosine-protein kinase Wsck
Biological process (GO): multicellular organism development; cell surface receptor protein tyrosine kinase signaling pathway; protein phosphorylation
Cellular component (GO): plasma membrane; signaling receptor complex
Molecular function (GO): transmembrane receptor protein tyrosine kinase activity; protein binding; ATP binding
Source: RefSeq, a predicted model, not a curated record
GCAGUGCCGUAUAAGCGUAACGCUAACUGUAUUGGCUUGUUGCAGAAUUAACAAGUUUAUUUAUUGAACACUUUGAGGAAUGAAAGCACUCUUUUCUCUUACAUCUAUCUGUGCGUAAUGUAAAAAAAUUACUUAAAUAUAAGACAACAUUUGAACACGUAAAUCUAUAUUUAAGUUUAGUUGGAUGCUCCGACUUGGAUGCUCCAGUUUGCUCCAGUUUUUAGUACGAGCCUGACUCAAAGGCGUCAGGUAGAAUGUAAAAUCAAUGGUAGUGUACGUUAAUUUGAGGAAUUGUUUACUCAUCAAUUAAUUCUUCACUGUGAAUGCAACAUUCUGUUCUCGAUACGCCGAGAAUCGCUCAAGAUGAGCGUAUGCGGGCUCAGCGACUUGAGAGAAACUAUCUGUGACUUAGCAAUACGAGAAUACUUCGAUUUGAUGUGAUAUAACCUGUUCUUUUGUGUCACCGCUCCACGCCACAUGUUGACUCAUGCAUUUGUCGCUGCACAUUCCGAACGAAUAGUUCACGUCGCUAUAUUAAGAAACAGCGAUUGAAAAUUUUUGUCGAUAAAAUACCAUGUCCACGAUUACAAUGAUCGUGCCUUUUUUGUUUUUCUACUGUGUUUACGUCGUAUGUGCUCAACAGUACGAAGGCUGCUUCCAAAAUUCUUUUACGGAUUCGGAUUUAUCGUUAAGAAUUAAUCUGAAAUACGUCAAUACGUCUGCCGAGUGUAUCGAGAAAUGCCGUUCUCAAUAUUACAUAUUUGCGGGAUUGAUGAAUGGACAACAGUGUUACUGUUUGAGCAAAUUCGGCAGGAAUGGUCCAUCAGACCGCUGCUUUCCUUGUGCCACAGAUUCUAGUAAUUUUUGCGGCAGCCACGAAGCUAUGAGCGUUUACUCCACCGGUCAGCAAGGGCCAAGUCCACCGAGAGGAAUACAAGUAACCCGGGAUGACAUAGACGCUCUAAUAAUAACAUGGCUACCGCCCGACAUGCCCAACGGAAACAUUAUUUCUUAUACUAUUCGCGCUGUAGCCGUGCAAACGUACGCAACGAACCCGUUAUCGCCCAUCGAGAGUCAGAUUCAAGGAGGCGCAUCGAACACUACGACUCUGCGAAAUCUUCAACCUGGCACUAAAUACAACAUAUCCAUUACUGCCAGUAACACGCAAGGGUCCAGCGAUCUGGCGUACAUCACAGAAUGGACUUCGAUAGGUCCCCCCGAGAAACCAGUUGUGCCGAAAAUAUUGGAGCGAAAAGACAACAGUAUAAUUGUUGCGCUUACCAAAGGGCGCAGCGAAAACGGACCGAUCACCGCGUAUCAAGUGGUCGUCGUACAAGCCGGCACUAUACCUCCGACCGACUCUGACGUUGAGUACGCCGACUACAAGAGCGCAGUGAAUCAGGGAUUAAGUUACUACGUUACCGCGCAGUUUGACCCGUCAGAUUUCAACAUAUACAAGGAGUUUACCGUGGGCGACGGUAAGAUAAUCGGGAGUUAUCACAAUGCUCCGCUAAAAGAUUAUUUCACUUCCGCGCAGAUCGGCUUGGUGGUAAUUUCGCGCGUAAAACUGGAAAUACAACGUUCUUACUCCGAUCUAGCGAAUGCAUUCAAGUAUAAAGAGACAGGCGCAUCAAAUCGUAUGGAUUCGACCAUUCUCGUGCUUUGCAUAGCGAUCACGCUUCUCAGUAUACUGCUCGCCGUGUCGAUAUUGGUAUACUUUGUCCUGCGACGGCGACACGAGAGAUUUAACAUGCGAAAGCUGCCCGAGCAGCAAGAGCUCACGUUGCAGGGCCCGGUGCACGAGGUGGACAACAUGGCUUACAUUCCCGAGGACAUGCCCGAGAGAGUGAAUCAUUAUCAAGAGCUGAAGAAGAAAGUGUGGGCGAUACCGCGAAACGCUCUGUCCAUCGAUAACUUUACCGUGCGCAGAGGACGAUUCGGCACCGUGCACACCGGCACCGUUACGAAGGACGACGAAUCCUGCUUGGUGACGGUCCAUACCAUCGCUGACGGCGCCUUGAAAGGGUCCGACAAGAGACACAUGUUGAGAGAACUGGACGUGUGCAUCCGAGCGGGCUCCAUGAAAUAUCUCGCUGGUCUCGUGGGCACCUGCGAGACUCCCGACACGUUGUACGUUGUGCUCGAAAUGCCGCUGCAGAUCUUGAAGAGUCGUCUGUUAGGCUCACGAUCAGGGGACAUGUUCCCGACUGAUCGGAUACUGUCUAUCUCAUCUUCGGUAGCGGCCGCCUUGCAGUAUCUCGCGAGUCACAAGAUCGUUCAUACUCAAUUAUGCGCACGAAGCGUAGGAUUGUCAGCCGAUUGGGCGCCCAAACUUAUGGGUCACGGCAUCGCGAGAUACGCGUUAGAGGACGUGAAGUACACCAGGUGGACGGCGAUCGAAUGCUUCGACAAUCAGAAGAAGCAACAGUCGAGCGUGAUCUGGGCGUUCGGUGUACUUUUGUGGGAGAUAUUCAGCAUGGGCGGCACACCGUACUCGAAUCUAACGCUCGACAGCGAAGUGGAAGAUGCGAUUAUGCAGGGGGUGCGAUUACCGCAACUGUCGGAUGUGCCAGAUCCGAUUUACGAAGUCAUGUCGUCCUGCUGGCGAAAUGAUCCGGAAGAGCGACCGACGUUCAACGAACUUACACGGCUGGACACUUUGAGCAUUUGUCCCAUCACCGCAAUCACAGAGCCUUAUUUGCCAGAGUUAGAACUGAAUUAGUAUUCUCACUUACGUACAUUUAUGCCUACAUUUACUUAAUGAUACAUCGAAUUUCAAUUUGUAAAUAUCAUAUCUGUGUUCAUGAGAAUCUCGCAAUCUCGUUUAACGCGCACUAUACAUUUUUAUCGUUACCAACGUAUACUAUUUUUAGCGUACGUACUUAUCGUUAAUACGGUACGUAUAUUUCACCUGAUAUCCUAAACUUAAAUUUUAUUACAAUUAGUAAGUAAUAUAUAGAAAGGUAAGACAAAAGUAUUGAUGCAGUUCCGUCCAUGUUUCAUAGAAAAUCGCUGAUAUUAAAAUAAGGUUAAUGAGUUUAGAUAAAGAACAAAGUUGAGAUAAAAGAUACGAAAUGAUAUGAAUAUAAUCUCAUAUUAGUUAAAAAUAUAUAAUAAAAAUUUUUUUAUACUUUAUUUUAUUAUAUGAAUUUUUAGGUUUUUGCACUA